Molecule: messenger RNA, 698 nt
Organism: Gossypium raimondii (Peruvian cotton)
Lineage: Eukaryota; Viridiplantae; Streptophyta; Magnoliopsida; Malvales; Malvaceae
Product: beta-amylase 8
Exons: 2
Coding region: 6-536 (176 amino acids)
Biological process (GO): brassinosteroid mediated signaling pathway; DNA-templated transcription
Molecular function (GO): DNA-binding transcription factor activity
Source: RefSeq, a predicted model, not a curated record
UGGCAAUGGCUGGUGAGAAGAAGAACAAGAACACUAGUACAUUAAGGGGCUGCAUCAAGAAGAGCAAAGGGCCAUGGGUUGUUCACAGAACCACCAAAGAGGGUGGCAGAGUCACCAGGUAUCGGUUCCCCACCGAGGACGAGCGCCUGAAGAACAAGCAAAGGGAGCGCAAGCGUCGAGCCGUAGCUCACAAAAUAUUUGCAGGGCUGAAGGAGCAUGGUAACUACAACCUUCCAAAGCGUGCUGAUAGCAAUGAUCUGUUGAAAGCUGUUUGUGAAGAGGCUGGUUGGCAUGUGGAGGCCGAUGGAACCAUUUACAGAAAGAAAUCAAGGGCAACAAUGGCGGUCUCUAUGGUUCACUCUAGCUGCCAAUUUGUUGAGGAUAUUGGUCAAUCAAGAGAUGAAGAUUACUGCAUAUGCAAUGAUGAUGGAAAUGUUGCAGCACCGACCCUCUUAUCACUAGGGCUCGGGCGUUCCCAUGAAUGUCAUGAUAUUAACUUGAUGCUUUCACUCUCCAUUUCCAGUUCCUUCACCUAGGGGUAAUGAACUUCUUUGAUAUGGGACUUGGGAGUGUAUUUAAAGCUAGGGAUAAAGUGUUGUCUAGCUUUUGUUCAUCUCUUUUCAUAUAUAUAUAUAUUUAGAGAGAGAGAGAGAGAGAGAGAGAGAAAUUAUAAGAAAAUAGGAAAGCAUUGCACUCAA